GCUCGUGAAAAAGAUAUUGGAUAUUGGAUGACCUGGCGCAAUUUUCAAGUGGUCUGUUGUCAUAGGUGCUUGAGUGACAAUAACUAUAAAAGUGGCAUAUGCUAGGAGUUGAGAACUUGGCGGCAGUAACCUAAGUAAAAAAAAGCUUUUCAAACAUUCAAAUCACGGUGUGUCAUCGGUCUAAAAAUAUUUUAAUCGUUGGUCUGAUCAGUGUAAGCAAGUAAAUACAUCGUUACAUAAAUUAAGUAAUGGAAUCCGUUUAUAAACGGUUGAAUGCAGAAAUAGAAAAAGCACAAGGUAUCCAAAAAGAAAUACAGAAAAUUUUCCAACUACAUCGUCAAUUGUCUGCCCAGCUUUCUGAAAAUGAGAAUGUUAUUGAAGAUCUUGGGUUUUUAAACGAAUCAAAUGCUAUAUAUAAACUUGUUGGGCCAGUUUUAGUCAAACAGGAUUUAUCUGAAGCUAAAGAAACUGUCAAUAAGAGGAUAAGCUACAUAACAUCUGAAAUAAAACGUCAUGAUGACAGAAUAAAAGAACUGGAGAAACAGCAAGAGAAUUGCCGGGAACAGAUAAGCAAAUUACAACAAAAACUCCAACAAGAACACACAAAAGCAGCACUAAAGGCUUAAUGCAACAAAUGGCAUAAACUUAUGUGAAUAAUAAAAUUCUAGAUUUUUUUUGUGGCUAAAA
This is a messenger RNA of Schistosoma turkestanicum, 687 nucleotides long. The record is from the annotation of a GenBank genome assembly. Lineage: Eukaryota; Metazoa; Platyhelminthes; Trematoda; Strigeidida; Schistosomatidae.